Molecule: messenger RNA, 2145 nt
Organism: Penicillium alfredii
Lineage: Eukaryota; Fungi; Ascomycota; Eurotiomycetes; Eurotiales; Aspergillaceae
Product: putative MFS transporter
Exons: 4
Coding region: 1-2145 (714 amino acids)
Biological process (GO): transmembrane transport
Molecular function (GO): transmembrane transporter activity
Source: RefSeq, a predicted model, not a curated record
AUGGCAUCAGCCGAAGUGCCACCCUCGACAAUGGCGGGAAACUCGGGGGCCGAUCCCACCCCGCAGCCGGCAGGACCGCGCUGGAGACGGAUCUUUGGAAGAAAGUCGCAGACUGAGUCAGGGAGCGAGUCACACACCUAUCGCUCGAAAGCUACGCUGGGGAUCCUCAGCGAUAAGCAGACUGACGAAGUACCUGGAACGGUCCUUCUCCUUUCAUCGGAUCGCAAUGAACCCCUCGGAAUGCGACAUCAACCGGAGCGGAGGUCGACAUCGUCCCUCCCCUCAUCCCGCACUCCCUCCCGCUCCUCCUCUCGGUCUAUGGCGCCUCAGCAGAAAAGAACUCUGGACGGGAAGAUUGUGCUGAACCCCCAGCCGGACGACUCGGUCAAUGACCCCUUGAAUUGGCCCGUGUGGCAAAGAGACGCCGCACUGGUUUCCUUGGGGUUUUAUUGCCUGAUGGGAGGAGGCAUGACGCCUAUCCUAGCCGCAGGCUUUAAUGAGGUUGCAAACACCUACCAUGUAACCACUCAAAAAGUGGCCUUCACCACCGGCCUCUACAUGUUGGGUCUGGGUCUGGGCUCCGUGGUCAUGUCCCCAACCGCAAUUCUCUACGGGAAGCGGCCUGUCUAUCUGCUGGGAGCGACGCUUUUUGUCAUCUCCGCGGUGUGGUGCGCCGUAUCGCCCAACUAUGCGAGUCUGAUUAUUGCCCGCGUCUUCCAAGGGUUUGCCGUGAGCCCAGUGGAGUGUCUUCCCUCUGCUACCAUCGCCGAGAUUUAUUUUCUGCAUGAGAGAGCCUAUCGCGUUGGUAUCUACACGCUGCUGCUCCUGGGAGGGAAGAAUCUCAUCCCGUUAGUGAGCGCUGCCAUCAUUGGAAGCUUGGGGUGGCGCUGGGUUUUCUGGAUCGUGGCAAUUGUUGUGGGCGCGUGUUUGGUUUUGUUGUUCUUUUUUGUUCCAGAGACCUUCUGGGACCGGACCCCUCGGCCGCGGCGCUCGCACAAACGCCCCCAUAUUCAUCGCAGCGUGUCCGACCUGGUGUCUCAUGGAUUUCGCGGACGGCGCCCACAUAUGCAGAUCCCAAUCGAGCCUGAUGAUUCCCAGAAUGACCCGAUUCAGGCUGCGUCCCCGAAAAAACCUGGCCAAGAUGAAGUUGCGCUUGGGGUUGAAAGCCCCCCAGAUUGUGACCAAUUCGUGACGGAACCCUCGACUCCCGCUACAGAGAAACACGAUGUCUUCCUUCAAGUGCCCCCACAAGUGGUUGUUCCGUCGGCAAACCCAAACGAUCCGGAGGCUGCUCGCCAUACAGCUGUCUCACCAGCGCGCAGCGAGUCCCUCGAUCCUGGAAUGCCGCGAAGCGCCAACUUUCAAUAUACGAACCGGCUCCGCGAGCGCCCCAAGGUCCCGUACCUCCAACUGCUGAAAGUGUGGAAUGGGCGCAUCUCACGAGACAACUGGUUGCGGGUUGCCGUCCGACCCUUGAUUCUGUUCGCCUACCCGUCGGUCUUGUGGUCGACAGUAGUGUACUCGCUGUCUGUUGGCUGGUUGAUCGUGCUCUCGGAAUCCGUGGCGCACAUUUUCGAGGGCGGCGGAAGCUACAAUUUCACCGCGCUCCAGACCGGCUUGAUCUACAUCUCACCCUUCGUCGGCGGCUUGCUCGGCACCGCUGUCGCAGGCAAGGUGUCUGAUAUAGUUGCACAGUUCUUGACGCGUCGCAACGGCGGCGUCUACGAGCCGGAAUUUCGCUUGGUGAUGGCGAUUCCCAUCGCGUUGUCGACUACCAUCGGGCUGAUGGCCUUUGGGUGGAGUGCCGAGGAGAAGGACUCGUGGAUCGUGCCCACCAUCUUCUUUGGCAUGAUCUCGUUUGGCUGCUGUUUGGGCAGCACGACGGCCAUCACCUUCUGUGUGGAUAGUUACCGCCAAUAUGCCGGCGAAGCGCUAGUAACCUUGAACUUCAGCAAGAACGUGCUACAUGGCCUGAUAUUCUCUCUGUUUAUUGUGGAUUGGCUCGAAGCCGAUGGUUCUCGGACCGUGUUCCUGGCUAUCGGCGGCAUUCAGCUAGCCUUUAUGCUCAUGUCGAUCCCAAUGUAUAUAUUCGGCAAGCGCGCUCGCAUGUGGACGGUGCGCAAGCGGUUGAUGGAGCGGUUCUGA